GAAGCAUUGCCCCUUUUUUCUUCCCCUUCCUCUGAUUAACGUUUGAACGGACAAGAAUGAGCGUUUUAUCUCGAGAAGAAACGAUUGAACGCGGCUUCGCUGCCACCGUCCGGUCUUCACGGGCCGCAUUCGCGUCUUAAUCGUCGGCGGCUUCGGAGGCUCGAGAGGCGGCCGCGUGUGUGAGCAGCAACGCCCCGAUGCCCGAAAAAAACACCGUCGCUCUGUUUACAAAUCGGCUGGGAGAAAGUGUUUCCCCGCAGCGUGUCGUUAGAUAAUCGUGUGUGUGUGUGCGCGUGUGUGUGAAGAAUAUACACAUAUAUAUAUAUAUUUUAAAUUUAAAAAAAAAACAUGGCUGAACUGCAUGUUGUGGAGCAGAGCGGCACUGGGACCAUCGAGCAGCCGGAGCACCGCGACGUUCGAGGCUCUCUUCGCCUGGCGUCGCCCACUCUCGUGGUUCCGCCGCGGGGCAGCCAGCUCAGCCCCGGCGGCGGGGUGUCGAGCCCCGGCGGCGGACGCUCGGUGUUCGGCUUCCCGGCGAAGAGCAACCCGAGCUCCCCGUCCGAACCGGCGGAGAAGCCCGGUUCGCGCUGGGUUCGCCUGAACGUCGGCGGGACCUACUUCAUCACCACCAAACAGACGCUGUGCCGCGACCCCAAGUCGUUCCUGUUCCGGCUGUGUCAGGAAGACCCGGACCUGGACUCCGACAAGGACGAGACCGGGGCCUACCUGAUCGACAGGGACCCCACGUACUUCGGCCCCAUCCUCAACUACCUUCGGCACGGGAAGCUGAUCAUGGAUAAAAACCUGGCGGAGGACGGCGUCUUGGAGGAAGCCGAGUUCUACAACAUCGCGUCCCUGGUGAGGCUGGUGAAGGAGAGGAUACGGGACAACGAGAACCGCACGUCUCAGGGUCCCGUGAAACACGUGUACCGGGUACUUCAGUGCCAAGAGGAGGAGCUCACGCAGAUGGUCUCGACCAUGUCGGACGGAUGGAAGUUCGAGCAGCUCAUAAGCAUCGGCUCCUCUUAUAACUACGGCAACGAGGACCAGGCGGAGUUUCUGUGCGUCGUUUCCCGGGAACUCAACAACUCCAGCAACGGCAUCGUCAUCGAGCCCACCGAGAAGGCCAAGAUCCUUCAGGAGCGAGGCUCGCGGAUGUGAAGAGCCAAUUAACUUUAUCGAC
Molecule: messenger RNA, 1183 nt
Organism: Cyclopterus lumpus (lumpfish)
Lineage: Eukaryota; Metazoa; Chordata; Actinopteri; Perciformes; Cyclopteridae
Gene: kctd2
Product: potassium channel tetramerization domain containing 2
Exons: 6
Coding region: 349-1161 (270 amino acids)
Biological process (GO): protein homooligomerization; proteasome-mediated ubiquitin-dependent protein catabolic process
Cellular component (GO): cytoplasm; Cul3-RING ubiquitin ligase complex
Molecular function (GO): cullin family protein binding
Source: RefSeq, a predicted model, not a curated record